Aplysia californica (California sea hare) is the source of this 4370-nucleotide messenger RNA. Its product is annotated as F-box only protein 4. Gene Ontology annotation, molecular function: GTP binding; GTPase activity; protein binding. NCBI's taxonomy places the organism in Eukaryota, Metazoa, Mollusca, Gastropoda, Aplysiida, Aplysiidae. The coding region runs from base 201 to 1511 and encodes 436 amino acids. Gene Ontology annotation, cellular component: SCF ubiquitin ligase complex. The record is from RefSeq and is a predicted model, not a curated record. The transcript has 7 exons. Gene Ontology annotation, biological process: protein polyubiquitination; SCF-dependent proteasomal ubiquitin-dependent protein catabolic process.
UUUACAGUGGCAACAAGGAAGUUACACGUGGAACAACACACGUAGUUAUUUUAGCCGUGGUACUCAUUUUUGUCACUAUAUAUAUUUUAAUUUGUGUGUUAAAAUGUGCUUACUAUACCUAGUAAUCCGGACUGACGCUUUGUGUGUUAAGACCAAGGAGAAAGAGAAAGAUUCACCUUUCACAGACCAACUUGUUCAAAAUGUGUGCAAUGCUUGUUGAAUCGCCCCUCGCUGCUGUCACUCCACUUUCAAACGUCAAGUGUGGUAAAAGAGAGACACAAUCACGUUCAUGUGAAAACGACAAGGAAGACUUGCCUUUGUUUUUGGCUUCUAUACAAAAUUUGCUCGUCAAGUACAAGAUGUACAGCAAGUCACAAAAUGUGCCUGUGGCCUCCGGAGGGUUACAGCAGUUCGUCACUCAAAAGUUGAAGAAGCAAUCAGAGGGCUCCAACUUCAGCUUGAUGAAAAGUUUGCGGGCUCUUUAUGGCAGAAGUGAAUCUGUCACUCUGCCAGUUGACGAAAAUGAAAAUGGUGAAAUAGCCUUUUUUCAGUAUUUACCGGUUGAUCUGAAACUCUACAUCUUCUCAUUUCUUGAUGCUAAAGCCCUCUGCAUGGCAUGUUGUGUCUGCCAAGAGUGGAGUCAGCUUACAUGUGAUGAGCUCUUGUGGCAACACCGGCUUCAAUGUGACUUGAAAAUGUGGCCCUUGAUCUCUCAUGUUACAAAUCCUCAAAUGUACUCGGACGUUGAAUGUGAAUGGUCAACUAAGGAAAUAUACCUGAGAUGUUCACCUGAUUUUCAUAAACAGCUGCAUCAAGCUAAUUCCACCUUCCACCAUGUGUCUUCUGUUUUGAAAUAUUUGAUGCCUAAAAAAGUUCCUAAGGCAGCUAUGUUUGGACCUGGUCUGGAACAGUCGACAAGUGGUCUUGUCCGGAAAAUGCUUUAUGAGGAUAAUCAGAUAUUCACUCGAGUUGCUAUGUUCCCAGGACAGUUUGAUGGUGUUGGUGGAGGAAUGACAUUAAGGCUUGGCUCGGGGCACUCUGUGCAUCUCUCAGUUCUGUACUCGGCUUCAAAACAGGAGAGGGAAAACCAUGCUGCUGAAGAUAGACUGCGACGCAACAAAAUGCUGCUGAGGUUGCCAGAUGGUGCAGAGGGAGAUGGUGAGAGUGAACCGCAAUAUGAGCUGACGCCUCAGAUAAAGCAUCUGUGUCAAACACUUGACGCUUUUAUAUUUGUCAUUGAUUCAUCAGAGUCAAAGGAAGCAAUCACGAAUGGCAGACUGGAGUUGAAUGCUAUGAUAAGAGAGAGAAAGUCAGCACCACAUAUCCCACUGCUAGUCCUGUCAUGUGUGAAGGAUGCGAGUAAGCCGAGACUCCCAGCUUGUGAAAUCAUCGAUUUGCUACGACUGUCAUCUAUAUCUCAACCCUGGCUGGUGAUUGACUGCAUUACUGACACUCUUGCAUCUGUCGAUGAGGGAAUAAUUUGGUUGGUUGAUCAAGCGCGGUAUAAAUAGUAUCUCAUCCAUAACAAACUAAAAAACUGAAAAUGUACGAAAGUAGCACUAAUGACAGCAUGCCCUCAGACUGAAAGGCCGAAGCAAGCGGAGCUGGGCAUGCCUUUUUGCUCCAAACCAAUCUCCUAUCAACAGUGCUCUUGUGUAGAUUGUGAUCUGAGCUUCAACUGUGAAGAAACUUCCUCAGCCCUCUAAGUCUUAGCUGUCAGAGUAUUGUGCCAAUGAGAUCACAAUCUGGUUGUUAUGUGGUUUCUUGGACAGAGCUCAUUGUCCUUUUCACAGUGUUUUAAUUGUACAUUCUCCAAAUCAAGUUGGACUGUGGCUGUGAUACAGAAAUGUAUAUAUAUUUUAUGUGUGUAAACACCCUUUUUUUCCCCCCUCUUUUCAUCUUUUCAGAUUGAUUUUAACAACCUUCUGUUGACCAUGCUCUUUCACACAAUGUCAAGACUUUUUACUGAACAACGUUAUUAUUACAAGACUGAACUAAUAUUAAUUGUUUUAAUUCCCAGAUCUCAUCGUUACUAGAAUACUCAUAAUUAGAUAGAAAUUAAGAGUAGUUGCUUUAAUUAUUCCAUGAAAAUAAAACUUUGGGGGUGGCAACGAUGAUAGACAUUAAGUGCAGGCAAAUGAUAAACCUAUGGCAGCAUUAUAUACUCUUGAUAUUGUCUACAUUCCGCAACUAAAUUUUUACUCCAAAGUUCCUAAAUAACGGUCUUCAAAACCACACCUUGUGAGACAUUUUUCUUGUGGGAAGAGGACACUUUGGACUGAGGUGUCCAAAUAAAUGUUUGAUAAAAAUGAACAAAUGGUGAACACAAAUAAGAGUGAAAUGCAACAGAUUUGCGGGUUCUAAAUUUUAUUCUUGUGUUAUGCACGUGUAUUGUUUGUUUUUAACACUUUCCACCCACGCAGCGCGCACAAAACACUUGUCCCCACGAACCGGGAUACAGGUGCAGUACAUGCUAUAUCACACCGGCUCCGAUCGGUGUCCCGUGGUGAAAAGGGAUGGCUUCUUAUAGUCACAGGUCGACGUCCUGAGGGGCAAAGUGUUAAAAUGCAUACAUAGUAAUAAAUUCAUACUUACAGAAAAGAUUUCUGCAGCCUUCCGAUUUCAAUAUGUGCGGGAUAGACUAUAUAUUAUGUAUGAUUUUGUUAGAUACAGCAAGGAUACAAACAAAUUGAUUCUGUUGAAUUCUGCGCUCUAAAAAAUAGUGACGAACAGCCUGCAAAUAUGGGUCUGCUAAAUUCUUGAGUCGGUCAAACUAUAGCUGCUACCAGAACGUAUGAGGACAUGGCUUGAGAUGUUUCAAAAACUGCUGAGUAUUGUUAUCUUUUAUUCUGCACAAUUACACUUUUAAGUUACAGCAUCCCUGUUAAUGUAUGGUAUGCAUUGCGAAUCUGUAAGACUAAAUUACUGUAAGCAUGAUCUUACUGUACUUGACAUGUCACUUGGGAGAUUUAAAAAAAAAUGUUUUACUUUGAUUGUUCCUAGGUCUUUCCCACCCAUCUGUUAUUUUCUUUUAUUUUUGGUUCAUUUGAUAAUUGUUCCUGCCUUUGUUUUAUUUGGUAAUUGUUCCUGAUCAGUUUGCCUGAAAAUCAUACUGCACUGAUACUUUAGUUUGUCCGCAGUAAAAGCGGUCUCCUGAAAACAAUUGACUGGUCAAAACAAGGAGUAUAAAUCUUAGAAAUGUACGAUGUGCAAUUUUAAUUAGACAUUGAAACUUGUUUCUCCUUUUGAUUAGCAGCCCUUUGAUAAGUUUUAAUAGCACUCUUGUGCCCUCAAGCUGUGAUAAUUAUAAUUAUGUAGUUUCUGUUUUGCAAACUGUAGCAUACUGAACCUGGGCUUUCCUCUCCUUAACCAAUUGUAAGCCUAUGUAUUAAUUUUGUUUCUUGCUGUUUAAGUUAUUUGUUCUUCUUGCACAUUCAGUUAAGCAUGAGGAAAUGGUGUCAAUAAGUUAAUAAGUCAAUUUCUGAGAAAAGCAUUUGUAUAAACAUUUUUUCCAUGUGAAGUUUCUGUUUAAAACUGCAUAAAUAAAGUAAAUAUGAAACAGUUACUUAUAGCUGGGUACCCAUUCUCACCUGGGUGAAGUGAGAAAAAUUUGUGUAAAGUGACUUUCCCCAAGGACACAUCAUCGGGCCCCUGAAGGGAUUUGAACCCACAACCGAGUCCGAUAGCCUAACCAUAAGGCUAGCAUCUGCCCUCGAUUUUUGGCAUUUUUUUAAAACGCGAAUCGCGGCUGUGAGUUUUUUCAACAACAAAAAAAACAACACUGCGGGGUAUUAAAAAACAACAAAAACGGGGAAUAAAAAUUGAAAAACUAACAAAAAGAAACCGAACCUCUUUACUUUUAGAAAAGAAAGUUUAUUUUCACUUCCGCUUCACGUCGUCUCUUUCUCACCUGUUGACACCAUGUUGAUUUGUUACUUUCCUGUGAAGAAUAUAAGUACAUUACAUUCUAUUUAUAUAUUGCUGUUUCUCUUUAAUUUUUCCCUCUGUUGUGUUUUAAUUUGUUGCUGUGUUAAUUUUUUUGUUAUUGUUCUGAUGUGGGUUAUUAAUUUUUUUCCCCCAUUUAUAUAGUGUAAUGCCAUUUAAUUUAAUGUUGUUCCUACCUUUUUUGAAAUAUAUAAAUGUUAUAUUAGAGCGUGUCUCCACCAAAACCGAAUGCAGACACAGGCUAGCCCCUUGUGUGUGAUUCCAUAAUUUACAUGUAAUAUCUUGUACUUUUUUCUUAAAUUACACAUGAUUAGUAUUCUUCGAAUAGGUGAACACACGCCCUUAUUUGUUAAUUUUUGUGAUUGUUUAUGUGCUGUUCUAAUCUUGAUUUCAUUCUGUUGUGAAACCAUUAUUUUUUCACGUUU